Aphidius gifuensis is the source of this 2661-nucleotide messenger RNA. RefSeq lists its product as uncharacterized. Bases 275 to 2632 code for a protein of 785 amino acids. The transcript is spliced from 3 exons. Gene Ontology annotation, biological process: mitotic cell cycle. Lineage: Eukaryota; Metazoa; Arthropoda; Insecta; Hymenoptera; Braconidae. The record is from RefSeq and is a predicted model, not a curated record.
UAAAAUAUUGUGUCAUUUCUUUGUUGUCAAAAUAAAUACCUAAAUAAUAGCAAGUUACAUUUUUAUUAAAAAAUGAAAAACAACAUGAAAUUUAUGAUACUCAAGUUGAAUCGAAUUUAUAAUACAUAGGAAUUAUUUUUUAAUAUAAAUGUUGGUUACUGAUAAAUUCAUCUGAAGCUGAGGUUAUAAUCACAUCAUUAUUAAAUUAAAUAAAAGUAUUACAAACAUAAAUUGUUGAUAAAUAUAAUAAUUAAAGUGAAUAAGCAUUGACAAAAUGUUAAAACCUAAAAGAUUACGUAAUAAAAUAAUUGGAGAUAGUGGAAAUCGUAGAACUUCUUUGAUGGUUAAUUUGAGUUAUGAAAAAUCAACAGAUGCUAAUGACAGUGACAAUAAUAAAUCAGAUAGUUUUAAAAAUAUAAGUGGUAAAGAAGAAGAGUUGAAUAAAAAAUGUGAUCGUUUAAAAGAAGCAAUAUUACAAAAAACUCGUCAAAUAUUUGAUAAUAAAAAUGAUUUUUGUUUAAAAACAGCAACAAUUCUAGAACAGCCAUGUUCAUCAAGUUCUGAUAUUGCUAAAUUUAAUCAUUUUAAGACUCCAAAAAAUCAUGAAGCAAAAGAAAAUAAUCCAGGUAAUUCACAAGAAAUAGAAAAUAAUAAAACAAAGGUAAAUAAAAGUCCAAUUAUAACAAGUUGUUAUGAUAAAAGUGACACAACAAUUUUAUUACCAAAGCUAAGUUCUAGUAGCAAUGACAUUAGUUUAGGAAGACCUGUAAUGUCUUCAACACUUAUUGAUGAUGAUUGUCAACCUCGAACUCGUUCAAGGACAAUUAAAAAAACAAAACUCUUACUAGACAAAAAAGAUGAACAAGUACAUGAAAAAGAUGAAGCUACUAUUUCCAAAAGAAGAACAAUGCCUAAAAUUAAAAAUGUACAAACUUGUUUCAUAGCACUGGAUCGAAUUGGAAAAUUAAAAACAAAUGAAGCAAGUAAAAACCUCGUGCAAGUGUCAAUGGACUUGACAGAAAUGCAAAAUAAUAUUUGUUGUGAUGAUGAAACAAAAAAAGAAAAUAAUCAUGAUGUAUUAAGGGAUUCUGAUAAAAUUGUAAAUGAGUCGUCAAAUAAAACUGAGUUACAUUCAUCUCUGGUAGUUGAAACGUCAAUUGUACCCAGUGAAAACUGCUCUGAUAAUAGUUGUCAAAUAAUCAACAACAAUAAUUCAGUAUCAGUUCAAACAUCUUUGAAGGAACCUGUUGCAGAAAGUGAAAGUAGUAAUGAAAUUAUUAACACAAGCCCAGUCUUAAAAAGACAAAGUUCUCUUCGAAGUCAAUUAGAAUCAAGAAGCUUUAAAAGAAGUAAAAUUAUUGAAGAAAAAAUUAAUAAUAGUAAUAAAGAUUUGAAGAAACCAUCAGAUACAAUUAUCAAAGAAACAAUUACAGAAAAACAAAAUGAACAAAAUGAGUUGGAUGAUACAUUUAAAUUGUAUGAUACUUCUCCAUCAAAAAAUAAAGUUAGAAUUGUUGAUGAUUCUUCAUCAGAUUAUUGUGAUGAUGAAAUGAGUGAUAGAGAUGCCAAUGAAACACAUGAAAAUUCAACAAUGAAUAAAAUAAAAAAACGUAAAUUAUUUAGUCAAUUUUAUGCAGAAGAUAUUGCAACAAUAAGUCCAGCUUUGGGUUGUCAAACACCAAAAAUAAAUAAAGCAUCACCACGUAUUGUUAAAAGAAAACGUAUGAGACGAAAUAUUGCUGGUAAAAUUAUUGGUACUCAAUUAUUGGGUACUCAAGUUAAAAGUCAAAUGGAAAAAAAAAUAACUAAUAAAAAUGAUGAAGUAAAAUGUAAAAAAAUUAGCAAAAAAACACAAUCACAAGAUGAUAAAAAAAUAAAAAAGAAAAGAAAAAUUGUUAGUAAAAAAAUUGAAAUUAAAAAAGUAAUAAUUAAUCCAGAAUUAUCAAAAAUUUUUGAUAAUUCAGAUAUUGAAAGUCAAAAAAGUUUUAGUGAAAAAUCAAAUAGUCAAGAUAAACGUGGAUCAAUGAAUAAUUUUAUGGAAAAAAAAAUCAUUCAAACUAAAGGAAGAAAUUAUAAAAUUGAAAAAAUAAUAAUUGUUGCAACUGGUUUAUCAAAUAGAGAUAAAGAAUUUGUUAAAAAUGCUGUUAAAAAAAUUCCUGGUGCUAAAUAUGAAACAUCAGUGACUCGUCAAACGACUCAUGUUGUAUCUACUGGAGUUCGAACGAUAAAUUUACUUCGUGGUAUUAUUCGUGGAUGCUGGCUGGUAAAUCUGGCAUGGGUUAAAAAAUCAUUGGAAAACAAAAAAUGGUUAAACAGUAAAAACUUUGAACUUGAACAUUUUUCAAAAGCUGUUGAGGAAAAUCGAAAAGAACGACAAAUACUUGGUGAAUUAUACGUGCCAGAAUUAUUUGCAACAUGUGGCUUAAUUUACAUUGACCCAGUUACAAAUCCACCAAGAGAUACUCUAAAAGAGCUUAUUAAAAUUGCUGGUGGUUGUGUUAUUGAUAAUUUAAAAAAAGCUAAAAUUAUCAUUGGCCCAAAUAACACAAAAGAAUCAUGGAUACUGGAUUCAAUAACAACUGGUGAGCUACAAUUAAUUGAUAGUUAUCAAAAAAAAACAAAAGUAAAUUAAGUUAAAAAAAUUUAUAAAAAACAAAUAUA